Raphanus sativus (radish) is the source of this 2237-nucleotide messenger RNA. RefSeq lists its product as uncharacterized. The coding region runs from base 529 to 2130 and encodes 533 amino acids. The transcript is spliced from 10 exons. Lineage: Eukaryota; Viridiplantae; Streptophyta; Magnoliopsida; Brassicales; Brassicaceae. The record is from RefSeq and is a predicted model, not a curated record.
UGUACCACCAUCUCCUAUGUUAUGUUCCUACUUCUUCCAUCUGGUAACUUUUUCUAUGGACUCAUUUCGGGUGCAUCUAUUUUUUUGGCCGGUUUAGUUGGAAAUUUGACGACUCUAUUCACCACUAUUAACAUGACCCAUAGGCCAUAGCCAACUCUUUUUUUUCAUAGAUCCACUUGGCUUUUUCCACAAAAGUCCUCAGUUUUCAGGCUAUCUGGUGCUUAGAGAUCAAGUUUUCUUUUUGUAUUGGUGUUUGCAAGCCAUGCGGUUUCUGCUUCGAUCACUUGGAGCAUUUCCUGUAACUCUUUUGUUUUCUCCACCUCAUGGGAACUUGCUAAGAUGAAACGUCAUCUCCUCUGGGGUUAUUUUGCAGAAAAAUAGGAUUUGGAGGUGGUGAAGGUAGUAGAAUGUUGGAUUUGAGGAUGAUCCAAAGCCACAAGCGUUCAAAAAGCUUUCCAGAAAAGAAAAGAGACCAACCUUCUUCCAAUAUUUCUUUUGAAGCCUCUCAACGCAUCAAGCUAGUGAGAUAUGGGUCGUUCAAAUGAAUCAACUAGAGGAGCUAAGUACAAUCAUUAUCAAUCAAACACCGAAACUUCUCUGAAGCAGGAGGUUGAUCAGCUGGAGACAAGAUUGCAAGAUCAGUUUAAGGUUCGUUGUGCAUUAGAGAAGGCGUUAGGUUAUAGAACAGCUUCUUCUUACAUGCUGACUGAAACAAACUACAUUCCCAUUCCCAAGCAAGCUACUGACUUGAUCAAAGAAAUUGCGGUUCUUGAGAUGGAAGUUAUACAUUUGGAGCACUAUCUUCUUUCAUUGUAUCGAAAAGCCUUUGACCAGCCAAAUUCAGAGAACAAGAAGCCAAAGUCUCUUUCUUCUGUUACAACCCCUACAAGGCCUCUAGACUUUUGUGAAGAACCAUCUACAACAGAUCAGCCUACCAAUCCUCUUCUUGAUGAUGAUGGCAAAAACAGAAUGGACCCCUGUUUUCACCGUAGCCACUCCCAGCGUUCAGCAUUUGAGAGUAAGAAAGCAUCUCCAGAAUAUUCUUGGAGUGAAGCCAUCCGCUCUAGCCACUCCCAACCGCUGUAUGGGAAGAAUGGAGAAAAUCUAAUAAGUCUAGCUGAACAUCUAGGCACCCGAAUCUCGGAUCAUGUUCCAGAGACACCAAACAAGUUGUCUGAAGGAAUGGUCAAGUGUAUGUCAGAAAUAUACUGCAAGCUGACAGAGUCACCUUCUGUACUAAAUCACAGACUUUCAUCAUCUCCAAACUCGUCCUUAUCAUCAAGUGAAUUUUCUCCCUCUGGAUUGGGAAACAGCUCCUCUUUCGAUAACUCGUUCCACGUAGAAGGAGAGAAGGACUUCAGUAGACCAUACAGCAACAUGGUUGAAGUGCUUUGCAUUUACAGAGACUCCAAAAAGGCCAGUGAGGUCGAAGAUCUACUGCAAAACUUUAAGUCGCUUAUCAGUAGAUUGGAGGAAGUCGAUCCAAAUAAGUUGAAAGAUGAGGAGAAGCUGGCCUUCUGGAUAAAUGUGCACAAUGCACUUGUGAUGCAUGCCUAUUUAGCUUAUGGGAUUCCACAGAACAGUGUGAAGAGAGUGCUACUGCUACUCAAGGCUGCAUAUAACGUUGGUGGACACGCAGUUAGCGCGGAAGCAAUACAAAGCUCAAUUCUUGGAUGCAAAAUGUCUCAUCCUGGACAGUGGCUUAGACUGCUAUUUGCUUCAAAGAAAUUCAAAGCAGAAGGAGAUAAAAGAUUAGCUUACGCAAUCGACCAUCCUGAACCUCUCCUACAUUUUGCACUUACUUCAGGCAGCCACUCGGACCCCCCGGUUCGUGUAUAUACAUCGAGAAGAAUCCAGCAGGAGUUAGAAACAUCGAAAGAAGAGUAUAUAAGAAUGAACUUCAGCAUACGCAACCAGAAAGUCCAGCUACCAAAACUUGUGGAAACCUUUGCAAAAGAGUCCGGUUUAUGUCCUGCAGGUGUCACGGAGAUGGUUAACCGGAGUAUACCGGAAUCUUCAACACAAUGCCUUUGGAGAUGUCAAGCUGGUAGUAAAUCACGCAAGGCCAUUGAUUGGAUCUCUCACAGCUUUACUUUCAGAUAUCUUAUUCUUAGAGAAAUUGCCAAAUGAAAUUUAUUCGUAUUUUGAUUGUAUGUACAGGCAGCUUGUUGUACAUGUUCGAUCAUCCCGGCCGGUUAAUUAUUAGAGAUUCAUAAACUUAAUCUGUUAGACGAACA